Molecule: messenger RNA, 2393 nt
Organism: Ruditapes philippinarum (Manila clam)
Lineage: Eukaryota; Metazoa; Mollusca; Bivalvia; Venerida; Veneridae
Exons: 2
Coding region: 171-1205 (344 amino acids)
Source: RefSeq, a predicted model, not a curated record
ACCGUGCAAAAAAUUCCAAUAAACGUUUUCCAAAAUUAUAACCCAGUCUUUAUAAAUAUUACAUAGUUUCAUUUCUUUUAAGUCAUUCAAAGUUAUUCUCGUGAGCACAUUCUUUCAUUAAAAGUUUUUCUUUGGUUUUGGAAAAUAUUUAGGAAGAUCAAGAGUAAAGUAUGUCUAGACACAGAAAAGAAUUAGAAGUGAGGUUUAUACGAUACACACAAGAUGUAAUUGAUGAUACAUUCGAUGACGGUACACGUUUAAAUGACACAUUGGAUGGUCUUCGAAAUAAACGAUACAAAGUAAACGAUAAAAUACCAAAAAUAACAGUAGUAAAAAAAGAUGAAAUUUAUUUUUGCCAAGACAACAGAGAGCUUUGGGUGUUGAAAGGGCUCGCAGCGUUCUUGGAGGAAACUGAAAAUGUCGUAUUAAAGGUACCUGUUAAAUUUGGAAAAUUAGAAAAUUUGAAAAUGACAACUACAACAGAGGGCGAGGAUGUCAGGUUACGUCAUAAAGGGUCUACUGAAGAAUUUAGGACUAUCAAAUCCGUAGAGCUGUCGACAAUUCGUUACAGCUCUGAUAAAAUUUAUGGAUUUUCCCGAUCAGGUGAAUACGAGAUAAAAAGCUUCUUAUCCAAUUACCGCGACCCUAGUCAGUUACCAGUGCUGGAUGUUGUCAAAAGAAACGGAAAAUUGUAUGCUUUAGAUAACAGACAACUGUGGCUAGUGAAGCACUGGUUUCAGAAGAAACCUGGUGGCGUGGAUGAAGAAGAGAAACAACAUUCUCCUAAUAUGAAUAUCGAUGAUAGUAAGGAUAGUUCAAACAAUGAAAAUGAUAUCGACAGCCAGGACCUUGAAGGUGCCGUUGCAAGAAGUGUUGAUACUGAUCGUGUAAAUAUGGAAACACAAUUAUCCUCAGACAAGCAAGAAGUACGCAAUAAAAACUUUGGUGUUGAAGUUCACGACGAUGUUGUUGUAGUGGAAAUGAAACCAUAUGAUACAUUUUUGGGAUAUACCGCUCUUGUAAACGAAGGCAUAUCCAUAAGAUUAGUACAGGAAGCGGAACCAGAAAGAAACAAACCAAAGAAAAACUCACAUCUCAAAUAUAAACCACUUACAAGACAGAGUCCAUCGAACGAUCGGAGGAGCGUUAUGCGAUAUGCAGAAGCUUACAGAAAACAGCCGCUCGAAACAAUAAAAAAGAAGUAAAAAAUUACAACGGAUAUUUUCUUGAAGUUUUUUUACUCCCUAUACAACGUAUUGUACUGUUUUUAAAUGAUAUAUUUAAGAUGACAUUUUGAGCGUUUACCUGUAAACUAUUAUAAAUGUUUCAAGAUAUACCGCACAAUAUAUUUGAUUACAUGCUUCUGUUAUGUUGGCCAUUAAUUGUCUUACAUAAAUAUUUUCUGAAUAAAACUUUUAUACUCUUACGUUAAUACUCAAGAUUAAUUUAUUUUCUUACGAUAUGUCUAAACUUUGAAGACUUUCUGCGAUAUUGGUAUUGUGUAACUGUGAUUGUCUUUAAUACAACAUUGAUGGCUAAAUUUUUGAACUGUUAUUAAAUAUGUACAGUACAAUCACUCACACCUGUCUUUUGAGGUAAAUUUUGAAGACAUCGAUCGUUACCUGUUAUCCUUUUACAAAUUGUUUUAAGUUUACUCGCUUUGUAGAAUGUAAACAUUAGAAAAUGCCUGGUUUAAUAUUUGCAUAUUUUAACUCAACCACCACUUUUUCCAUGGCAUAUGCUGUGGCGGCCGUCUUCAUGUUCUUUUCCGUUUUUCUGAACUUGGAAAAGCAAAUCAAGUUUAUUCCCUUUGACUGGAUUAGCAUAGUUUGAUUUUAUCAUUAAAUGCACAUUCAUUAUAUAUGUCCUAGAACUGCUUUAUUUUUUUAUUUUUUUAUCUUCCUGUUAUAUAUCAAAAUAUUUACCUAUUGGCACUAUAACUGAACCAUCUUUUGCUUCUGUUACUUUUUGACAGCUUUAGUGAUUCAGUAAUUUAUAUACAAGUAAAAUAAACUUUUGUUUUUUUCAUUUGGUACAUCUAUGAAAAAUAAUUUCAAAUUCAUCGCUUCUUAGGUGAUAAACAUCUAACAUACUCCAAAGAUUUAAACUCAUAUUUGCCCUUUCUAUAGGAGUUUCAAUUGCAGUUCUCGAUCAUUAUUAAUUUCUUUGUUCAAUUAUGAUGCAUGUUCAAUUAUGAUGCACAUUUUCUUUUUACUUUGUGUUAAAACUGUGUCGUAUUAGAAUGUAUUUCUACGUUAAUGUAAAAGAAUAGAAAAGCACUUGAUGAGGUUGAUAUAACUUGAUAUUUUCUAUGAAUAGAGCACAUUCAUGUUUAUUUGACAGUUUUGUAUAUACUUGUAGUCAAAUAAAUUAUAAAUUAGUACACAUCAUCA